This is a messenger RNA of Oikopleura dioica, 1308 nucleotides long. The record is from the annotation of a GenBank genome assembly. Lineage: Eukaryota; Metazoa; Chordata; Appendicularia; Copelata; Oikopleuridae.
AUGACAAAAAAUCGAAUGAUCGUCCUUGAUUCCGCCGAGCCGGAUAGAUUCUCCUUCAUCGAGCGAAUCAACGCCGAAGCCAUCUUCCUCGAUGAAUCAUCUCUCCGGUCCGACAUCACGCUCAACCACGGCGUCAAGGACAUCUUCUCCUUCGGCUCCAGCGAGUUCAAACUCAUCUCUGAAGCGAAAGUCACCAAGGUCGAAGCUGAAGAAGACAACGAAGCGAGGGAAAAGAUCGAGAAAUUCAUCGACGAAAACAUUGUCUUCAACGACAUUGGUUUUUACACAACGACUUCGGGAAGCACGGGAAUUCCAAAAAUCAUCAAAAUGAGAAACUCCACGCCUUCUGCGAAUCUCGUCUGGGCGACAAAUCCAGCUGGCCCGGAAGAUAUGCCAAAACUCGCAGCGAAAUUCGGCGCUGAUCUUCCAAACGUCAUGGGCCACAUCAAAAACGUCGCUGCUUUCGGCAAUUUCGUCGGACACAUCAUGGUCCUUUUGAUUAGCAUGAUGAUGGAAGGCCCUCACAUGCGAAGAAACAUUCUCGUUUGCGACCAAAAAGAUCUCAAAUCGUCUCUUUCUGCAGUCGCCGUUGAAAAAUGCGGUGGAAUUUGGGGAUAUGUUCCGAAGAUCAUCGAAAUCUCCGAGUCGCAAGAGUUGAAAGAUAUUGAGCUGCCGACUGUUUCUCUUUUUGUCGCUGGCGGAGCGAAAAUCACAGCAGAACAUAUUCGACGAGUUCGUGCGAAUUUCGCUGCCGCGCAAAAUGGUCGAAAAUGCCAUGUUCUCAAGAUUUAUGGCGCCACUGAAAUGGGUCCCUUCCUCUUCCGAACCGGGCUUCUGGAACCCGAUGAGUUGAUCGAAAGCACCGAUGGUAUUUUCGUGUCGAACCCGGGCUACGAGUGUCAAGUUCGAGACUCGGAAGGAAAGGCCCUUCCUGCUGGAGAAGUUGGGGAGAUCUUUGUAAAAUCGCCGGAUCUGAUGCUUGGAUAUGUCGGCUACGAGCAAAUCGUCCUCGUCAACACGAAGAAAUCCAACUCCGUCGAGCUCGAAGACCGAAUGUACAAAGCUGGCGAAUUCGUCAAAUCCGUCAUCGCCCUCGCAAGGCGAAAUAAGAAUGCUUACGACGACAUCUACUACAUCGUCUACUGCGACGAAGCUGAUGAUGACAAGGUCAUGAAGCACGUGGAAGACGAUAUUCUUCUCCUGACAAAAGAAAAGCCAAACGUCGUUUUUGUUCGGGAACCUUUCAAAGUGCUUGAAAAUGGAAAAUUCGACAAGAAAUUGCUCGCUGCAAAAUAUAUUCCUGAAUAA